Molecule: messenger RNA, 1569 nt
Organism: Rubroshorea leprosula
Lineage: Eukaryota; Viridiplantae; Streptophyta; Magnoliopsida; Malvales; Dipterocarpaceae
Source: the annotation of a GenBank genome assembly
CAAGCCAAAAUACAAUCAACAAAAAAUGGAGGAAAAAUGGGUUAGAGGAGCAAUUGUUAUGUUUGUUUUGGUAACUGGGUGGUGUUGUUCUUAUUGCUGUGGGUGUUUGGAGGAAGAGAGAAUUGCCCUCUUAAACCUCAAACAUUCAGUCCCUUCUCCAACUAGCAAUUUUCUAGCAUCUUGGGGAAGGCGUGGUGAUUGUUGUGAGUGGGUUGGGAUUGAAUGCAACAUCACAACAAAGAGAGUGAUUAAGCUCUCUCUUAAUGAUUCUAGGGUUAGGAACUCUGGGAGUUGGAAUCUGAAUUCUUCUUUGUUUUUGCCCUUUGAAGAGUUGAAGAGUCUUUUCUUGAUUGGAAAUUACAUUGUAGGCUUCAUAAAGAAUGAAGGUCUAGAAAGGUUGUCAAGCUUAAGCAAUUUGGAAGUUCUUGAUUUGAGCUAUAACCAAUUAAACAAUAGCAUCCUAUCAUCUUUGGCAAGUCUCUCCUCCUUAAAAGUGUUAAAUCUAGCAAGCAAUCAAAUGGAAGGAAGUCUCCAUAUUCCAGAAUUAUUUGCUUUAAAUGAGUUGAAGGAGCUGGAUUUAAGCUACAAUAAUGUGGAAAGUUUUAUGGCUCCCAAAGGUAUUGAUUGAAGUAGAAAGUAUGGUUAUGAUGAGGCCCUAUCAUUCUGCUCCUUUAAUCAACAAAUACCCUAAAAGAAUUAGAAACAUUGAUCCAUUACUUUCAUACUCAUAAAUUUUUUGAUGAAACAAUAAACCUUGUUGUAGGUAUUAAAAGACCAUUAGGCCUAAGUAAUUUGGAAGUGCUUCAUCUAUGGAGUAAUUCUUUUAAUAACACAACUUUGUCUUCCCUAAGAGGGCUUUCAUCUCUCAAGAGUCUUGAUUUGAGUAGGAACAAAUUAAAAGGAAUACUAAAUAUUAAAAGUAGAUCAAUUGUUUCACUUUUCUCUGUUUUCAUCUAUCAUUAAAUAUCCUUCUAAUGAAAUGCUGCUUCUUUUCCCUCACUUUUAUUUAACUAUUUGUAUAUUGUCUCCACUAGAAUUAGUUGCUCUAAACAAUUUGAAGGAGCUAGAUUUAAGCAAAAUGAAGUGGAAAGUUUUGUGGCUCCCAAAGGUGCACAUGAUCAAACUAGAAAGUUUGGUUAUAAUGAGGCCUAGUCAUUUUGUUCCUUUCAUCAAUAAAUCCCUAAAAGAAUUAGAACACUUAACCCAUUGGUUUCAUACUCAUAAAAUUUUUUUAUUGAACUGUAAUUUACUUAUACGUCAAUAGAGAAAAAUUUAGCUCAAGCUCAAGCAAAAUUUUUAAGGUUGUGUUUGCAUUGGCUACUAUUGAGCAUAGGCUACUAUUGAGCAUAGGCUACUAUUGAGCAUAUGCGCUUUUUAAAAGAUCACAAGUUUGAUACAAGAUCACAUCUUUGUAGCUUUGGAGCUUGUCUUGAUUCCCUCUUUUGCUUGUAAAUAUAAGAAGUUUGAGUAUGCUAGAAAUCCUAAGUCUAAGAUUCAACAAAAACACUUGUGGAAGCUGUCUAUUGCAAUCAAUUAGGGCAUUUCCUUCAAUUAAGACCUUUGACCUUA